Molecule: messenger RNA, 1145 nt
Organism: Desarmillaria tabescens
Lineage: Eukaryota; Fungi; Basidiomycota; Agaricomycetes; Agaricales; Physalacriaceae
Product: U6 snRNA phosphodiesterase Usb1
Exons: 4
Coding region: 284-1105 (273 amino acids)
Biological process (GO): U6 snRNA 3'-end processing
Cellular component (GO): nucleus
Molecular function (GO): 3'-5'-RNA exonuclease activity
Source: RefSeq, a predicted model, not a curated record
AAUGCCGGUGGUUGGAUAAGGAUUCGGGAGGAUUGUAUUUGAUUGUAUUGUAAUAUUACGUUGAUUGUAGCAUGACAUUGGACCGUAUACUUGUCAGCCUCGAUUCGAAAAAGUCACGGAAAACGAAGUGGUUAGCCAAAGUAUACUGAGUGGUAGCGCAGCGACAGUAACACUAGUCGGUUCGAUCCUGAAGCAGGGUCAACAGUAAACGAGAAGCUUGAACUUGCCUUUUUGGGUGCAUGCUGCUUUCUUUUUCUGACGGCCACUUUCCUUUCUCGUUUGGAUGAAAAGAGCCUUCUUCUCGUCUUCUUUGGUUGAAUAUUCCAGCUCCGAGGAUGACGACAAUGUAGAAAAACCUGUGAAACGGAAAAAACUGCCCACUCUUUCAGCAUCCUUGGUUGUUGCAGCCCCCAUAGACGAUCCUUCUCUUCACCAAGGCAGAAAACGAAAUACUCCUCAUGUUGACGGUCAAUGGGCUGCUCAUGUUUAUAUAUCUCUUGGGUUGAACCGGAAAUCUGCACUGUUCUCUCUGCUCAGUCAAGCUAUACAGUCAGCGAAGGAUGAGAUACCCUCGCUGAAUGAUUUCUGGUCGAAGGACGGGGAUGUCGGACCUGAGUUGCAUGUGUCCUUGUCUCGGCCGAUAUAUCUACGUGCUUACCAGAGGGAAGACCUGAAGCGCGCCGUGAAGUCUCUUGCACUAACUCAUCAAAGGUUCACCAUCUCUUUCUCGACCUUUGCUGAGCUCACUAACGACGAGGGAACGAGGACAUUCUUAACAAUUGAAGUCGGCGCGGGGCAUCAUCAGCUCUCUCAACUCUCGACUGCGUUGGCUCCGACGCUUCAGGGACUUCGUCAGAAAGGCUAUUACGCAGAACCCCGAUUCCAUGCAUCCGUCGCUUGGGCUUUACUUGACGAAGCUCCGUCCGAAUCACAGACCCAAUUCCCCACCAUCCCUGGUAUCCCCUCUCGGUUGAUCGAUAAAUUGAACCAGGAAUACCAAAGCGGACUCUCAGCCAAGUCAAUGAACUUCUACGACGCUGAUACGAUCUGCGUCAAAAUCGGCAAAGAGGUUUUCUCGUGGCGCUUGAAGGGUUCCGGUCAAUGACGGAGCUGCCCAGCUCAUAGUCAUGAGCUGUAUACCCUAU